Molecule: messenger RNA, 1368 nt
Organism: Babesia bigemina
Lineage: Eukaryota; Apicomplexa; Aconoidasida; Piroplasmida; Babesiidae
Exons: 2
Coding region: 1-1368 (455 amino acids)
Molecular function (GO): nucleic acid binding
Source: RefSeq, a predicted model, not a curated record
AUGGUAUUUACAGAUGAUGACGAGGAUCAGAUUAUGUUCGAUCUGUACGAUGGGCUCGACACAUUCGCCCAGAAGAAACAUGAACGAGCUAAUGUGUCGGAUACACCUACAACACCUAAAAUCGCACAAGACACAUGUUCUAAUGAAUUGGAACAUAUUUCCGCCGGUAAAUACCAAUUCAAAGAACUCGAGGGAGAAAAUUUAAGCAGCGGUGUUGCCUGCGAGGCUACCACUCCAGAAGAUGAGGACGAUGGUUUAAUAUUCCUCGUGGAAGAUGAUGAACGCGAACCUGAGACGUUUGUUGAACGUCAUAUGAAAUGUUCUAAACCAUCAGGGAGAUCAAAACUUGGAGGGUGGGAAACCAAGUACACUAAAAAGGAUCGAAUUAUAUACAUCGGUGCACCAAGCUCAGAUUCGCAAGCUAUGGCAUCAGUGCAGCCAGUCAAAGAGUGUUUUUGCCUUGUAACUGGAAUCCCGUGGUGGAUGGAUGUGCAUGAGUUCACUCAUGCAGUGGAAGCUAUAGGAGGUGUGGUUGCUUUUUCCAAGAUUCUUAGUGAUCCAACCAGCGGUGUAUCCUUGGGAUCAGCAGUUGUCGAAUUCGUAGACUGCGGUAGUUGCUCAAGGUUCAGAAACUCGAAGAGCCGAUUCGCUAUGGCUGAAGUGUCCGAUGACAUCUUCGAACUGCUCAAAGAUUCUUCGCUCUACCGUGAAGGAGUCUUCAAUCCUGGUGUCCUUAAAAGCAUCAUGGCUCACCUGGGAAUCGUUCGUUGGAAACGUGCAACCGGCCCAUCGAGUGACCUAUGUCACGAAACAGAUUUCGAGGUGCAACAACUAGACAUGAUGCAAAAUGGUGAAUUUCAGGCGGCAUCAAAAUUUUUUCCAUGGCUAAAUCUGAACUUGCUCAAACUGAUGGGAUAUGCCAAGAGAAAAGAACAACAAAAUUCAGAAAGCACCCACCAUAUCGCAAACCAUUUAGCGGCUUAUAAACACAAAAACAAUGUGUUUCAGAACUAUUGCAACACUAUCUUGCCGAACAUGACCUUGAGUAAUUAUAUGCAGCAUGCCACCAAAGAUGUAGGUGAAACAGGAAAUUUCCCCUUCCCUUUCGUUGUAAAUCCGCUUGGCCAACAAAUGAAAAGCACUUUGUCAAUGAGGACGAAACAGAACAACCUGGUACAUGAUGAUCAGGAAACGGCCUCAAGUAACACAAAACGCUCGAAAUUGGAGUCCGGUAGGAAAGAAAAGGGGGGAGAAAAGUGGAGAGAUUGUUCUACAAGUCCAUCAAGAAGACGACCAUCACCAUUUAGAAGCUCUAAGCGGAAUAACUCGCAUCAUAGAAAGGAAAAUCGUAGACAGGACCGACGAUGA